GACAUUUCGCCAUUAUUGUUAAAGAUGGCGGCUUCUAUCGACGGUGUUUUUGAUGAAAAAUUGCAAAAUGCAAUUCUCAAAAGUAAAAUUCUUGUUGUGGGUGCCGGUGGAAUUGGAUGUGAAAUUCUUAAAAAUCUUGUAAUGUCUGGAUUCUUGGAUAUUGAAAUUAUUGAUUUAGACACUAUUGAUGUUAGUAAUUUGAAUAGACAAUUUCUAUUUCAAAAGCAACAUGUAGGAAAAUCAAAAGCUGCAGUAGCACGAGAAACUGCAUUGACUUUUAAUCCAGAUGCUAAAAUAAUUCAUUAUCAUGAUACAAUUACUUCUGGUGAAUAUGGAUUGUCAUUUUUCAAAAAGUUUACAAUGGUAAUGAAUGCUUUGGAUAAUAGAGCCGCCAGAAAUCAUGUAAAUCGUAUGUGUUUAGCUGCAGAUGUUCCAUUAAUUGAAUCUGGCACUGCAGGAUACGAAGGUCAGGUUGAAUUAAUAAAGAAAGGUCUUAGUCAGUGUUAUGAAUGUACGCCAAAAGCGGCGCAGAAAACAUUUCCUGGAUGUACAAUUCGUAAUACUCCAAGUGAACCUAUUCACUGUAUUGUCUGGGCAAAACAUCUUUUCAACCAAUUAUUCGGUGAAGAAGAUCCAGAUCAGGAUGUUUCACCAGACACAGCUGAUCCGGAAGCAGCUGCCACUGCUGGUGAAGGUGCAUUAGAAACAGAAUCAAACGAAAAAGGAAAUGUUGAAAGAACAUCGACACGAACCUGGGCACAGGCAUGUGGUUAUGAUCCGGAAAAAUUGUUCACAAAAUUAUUUCACGAUGAUAUUAAAUAUUUAUUAAGUAUGGAUAAUUUGUGGAAAAAACGAAGACCACCCGCGCCACUUGAAUGGUGUAAUCUUCCCGAUGGAGUUGCUGGAUCUAGUAAAGAUGUAAGCGAUCCAGGAUUAAAAGAUCAACAACGAUGGAGUAUUGCAAAGUGUGGCUCAAUUUUCGCUGAGUCAGUGAAAAAUUUGAGUAAAGAUUUGUCAAAAAAACAAGAAAUAUCACCUAGCGAUCAUCUCGUUUGGGAUAAAGACGAACCAAGCGCUAUGGAUUUUGUAGCUUCUUGCGCUAAUAUUCGUGCACAUAUUUUUGGAAUUCCACAAAAAACAAAAUUCGACAUUAAAUCAAUGGCUGGCAAUAUAAUUCCAGCGAUCGCAACGACAAAUGCAAUAAUUGCUGGUGUUGUGGUACUUCAUGCUUUUCGAAUUCUUGGAGAUAAUUUAAAUGAAUGCAAAUCAGUUUACUUGCGACUCAAGAUGAAUCAUCGAAAUCAACUUUUGGUACCUGAAAAGUUUGUCAAUCCGCCAAAUCCAAAAUGUUAUGUUUGCGCACCAAUGCCACAAGCGACACUCGCAGCUGACACAACUAAAAUGACUGUCAAAGAAUUAGAAGAGUCAGUACUCAAAGGUAGAAUGAAUAUGAUCGCUCCAGAUGUGAUGAUUGAUGGUAAAGGUGUAGUAGUUAUAAGCAGUGAGGAAGGCGAGACUGAAGAAAAUAAUGAUAAACUUUUAAAAGAUAUUGGAAUUAUUGAUGGUACAAUUCUUAAAGUUGAUGAUUUCAAUCAAAAUUAUUCACUAACUGUGACAGUAAUGCAUAGAGAAAAACCAACCGCCAAAAGUGAUAGUCCAGAAUUUCUCAUUGUCGCCGAUGAUGAGAGUCUUAAGCCCAAGGAAGAGAACGAAGAGAAACCUUCCACAUCGAACGGCCAGCUUGAGACUGUGGAUGACGAUGCAGUUGAAAUUGUGGAAACAGAAAUGAUUGUUGAUGUUGAUGUGGCCAAGAAACGAAAGACCGAAUCCAAUGAAAAUGAAUUAAUGACAAAAAAACGAAAAAUGGAUGUUAAUAAUGGUCACAGUGAAAAAGAUGUAUUCACAAUUGAUAGUGGCGAUUCCGAUGACGAGCCACAAAAUGAUAUCACAAUGGAAAAAGUAAUUUCGAGAAAGCACAAAUCUUCGAGUGAUGAUGAAUGUUCAAUUAUUUACGACGAUACAAAUAGCACGUCAACAUCUAAGAAAGCUAAAACCGCCAAUUAGAAUAACUACAAUUUUGGAUUUUUUUUUUUUUUUUGAAGUAUAAUAUUAUUCUGUCAUACUCAAUAACGUGAACUCGCAGGUAAUUAUGCAACAGUCGUAAAUUAUUGAAAUCCUUUUAAAAAAAAAAAAAAAAAAAAAAAGUUUAAAGAGCGGGAGUGUACUUCUUUCUAUUAUGGCCUCUUGCUUAUAUAGCAAAUAGCCAAAUUCUGAAAGCGCGACUGUAUAUAUAUAUACUUUUUUGCAGCAAUGUGAAUAUUAGAAAUGGUCAAUUUAUGUGUUAAUAACUAAUCGUUUUUUGCAAAUUACUUUUGAAAUUAGAAUCAUUAACUUUUUUUUUUUAUUACCGUAGGAAAGCUACAGUUUUUUCUUUUUUUUUCUCUCUCUCUCUCUUUCAUGUAAGUCAUUCAAAUGAAGAUUUUUUAAGUAAUUUAUAUUAUGUUCGAUAAAAAAAAAAAUCACGAGUGUAAAAUUUUCUUUACGUAUAUUAUGUCUGUCUCUGUUCUAUUUUAUAAUACAAAACGAUAAAUAAAUGUUAAUGAAUUGUAAAACUUUAUUUGAAUGAUUAAUACAGAUUAAGUAAUAAAAUUAUCACAUUGCGCGUUUUCUUAUAUAUAUAUAUAUUUACAAACAUAAAUUUUCUAAUGAUUAUAAUUAUAAAAUGAAAAAAAUAAAUAAAUCGUUUCACUUUUUACAAAAUAA
This is a messenger RNA of Leptopilina boulardi, 2763 nucleotides long. RefSeq names its product SUMO-activating enzyme subunit 2 (gene Uba2). The record is from RefSeq and is a predicted model, not a curated record. Gene Ontology annotation, molecular function: SUMO activating enzyme activity. Gene Ontology annotation, biological process: protein sumoylation. The transcript is spliced from 8 exons. NCBI's taxonomy places the organism in Eukaryota, Metazoa, Arthropoda, Insecta, Hymenoptera, Figitidae. Bases 25 to 2064 code for a protein of 679 amino acids. Gene Ontology annotation, cellular component: cytoplasm; SUMO activating enzyme complex.